Durio zibethinus is the source of this 2535-nucleotide messenger RNA. NCBI's taxonomy places the organism in Eukaryota, Viridiplantae, Streptophyta, Magnoliopsida, Malvales, Malvaceae. The record is from RefSeq and is a predicted model, not a curated record.
GUGCCUUUCUUUUCCUAUAAAGCCUCUUGCCUACUGAUCUUGAUUCUUGACACACCUAGUUCGCAUACAAAAGUAACUUAUUUUUUUACACCCAAUUGAAAACCUGCACCAAGCACUACAAUGGAUACCUACCAAGCUCCAUGGCGCUUACGCCUAGGCUCUGCCUUCCGGACUGUGCUAGCCUGCACCAUAGUGGGUUGCACCACCCUCUACGGGCCAGAACCAGUCCGUCGUUUCUUAACAUUUCCCGCCUUUUCCUAUGUGACAACUAUCUUAAUUGUCUCAGAUGCUAAACUUGGUGAUACCCUGAGAGGUUGCUGGAAUGUUUUAUGUGCCAGCAUUCAAGUAAUGCUCCCUUCUAUGCUGAGUCUCUGGUUGAUUGGACCGUCCAGGUUCAGCCGUGGACUAGCUGCUAUGGCAGUGGCACUUAGUUCAUUCCUGAUCGCGUUGCCUGAUUCCACUCAUUUGAUGCUAAAGAGAAUUGCCUUCGGGCAGACUGUGAUUGUUUAUGUAGGUGCAGUUAUUGAAGGUGCAGAAACUGGAGUCAUAAUCCACCCAAUUCAUGUGGCAAUGAGUACUUCUCUUGGUGCCUUGGCUUCUAUUCUAGCUAUGUUGUUUCCAUACCCUCACCUAGCCUACCGUGAGGUCAAAAAGACAUGCAGAUUCUAUGCAGAAAAUGCUUCGAGCAGGUUAAAUCUCUUAGUGGAAGCUUUCUGUGCACAAGACAACAUGACAGCACAUAAUUUAAUAACAGAAGCAAGGUUUUUUUCUAAAACAGGAGCCAAGCUUCUUCGAAGUAUCAAAGACCAACAUGAAGGCAUGCUUUGGGAGAAACCUUGGUUGAGAUUCUUGAAACCUAAGCGCUCGGAUCCUGGAGAGAAAUUCCAAGAGAUGGAAAUGCAAAUUCAAGGGAUGGAAUUGGCCUUGACCACUUGCACUUCCUUCCCAGUCAGAAUGAUGAAUGAAGAGCUCCAAGGUGUUUUACAAAUUUCAAAGAAACAGAUAGCUCUAAAACUAGAACAAGCUACAUGUUCCGUGCCUUUUGAUGCAGCAACAGCUCCAGAGACGAAGGGAGAAUAUACAGACAGAUCCUCCUGGAACCUAAAAGCCAUUUCAACAAUCCAUGAAGAUCUGUCACCCUUCUUCUUCUUCUUCUGUAUGGAACUCCUUCAAGAUGGUCCUGAGUGCAUUGUAAAGAAUGGUGAGGAAGCUAAAAUACAAGAAUCAAGUCAGUCAAAGAAGCAGGGAAAAGGUAGAGUGAAACAGCUCUGGUGCAGCCUGCUGAGUUUCAGCAAGCGACUAGCCAGUGAAAAUUUGGUUUUUGCAAUCAAGUGCUCACUUUCUCUAGGUCUUGCUGUGCUGUUUGGUUUGAUAUAUAACAAAGAGAACGGAUAUUGGUCAGGACUAACCGUUGCCAUAAGUUUUGUAACAGGGCGACAAGCAACAUUUACAGUGGCUAAUGCCCGAGCACAGGGGACGGCAAUGGGAUCAGUAUAUGGAAUACUAUGUUGCUUUAUUUUUCAAAAGCUUAAGGAUUUUAGGUUCUUACUCCUACUUCCUUGGAUCAUUUUCACCAGUUUUCUGAGGCAUAGUCGCAUGUAUGGCCAAGCUGGUGGGAUUGCAGCGGUUAUAGGGGCAUUACUAAUCUUGGGAAGGAAAAAUUAUGGCACUCCUAGUGAAUUUGCAAUUGCUAGAAUCACAGAGGCUACCAUUGGAUUAAUCUGUUUCACCACAGUGGAGAUUCUCUUGCAUCCAGCAAGAUCUGCAACCCUAGCAAAAAGAGAACUUUCAAGGACCUUAGGAACACUUCAAGAUUGCUUUCAGGUAAUAGCUCUUUACACCAACCAAAAGGAAAUUUCGGGAGAACAGACGAGAGAAAAGCAGAAGAAGCUGAAAUAUCACGUCAGGGAACUGGAGAAUUUCAUUGCAGAAGCUGAAUUGGAGCCUAAUUUCUGGUUCCUGCCUUUUCAUUGCAGUAGCUAUAAUAAGCUUCUAAGGUCUGUUUACAAAAUGGCAGAUUUAUUAACCUUUACGAUCCAUCAAAUUGAAUUCCUCUCACAAGAAUCCCAGAGGCUGGGAAUUAAUUGGGAGGAGAUCCGAGAACAGAUAAACAAUGAUGUAGUACAUCUCAUGGACAAAACUGGCUCUUUGCUGAAAUGCCUGGAUGAGGAGUUACUAGUCAAGUCCCUAGCAGAGCUUGAAAAAGAGUUGCAAAUGAAAAACGUAUCCCCUGACCUUGAGUUGGGAAAAUCACCAAAUACAGAUGUCUCUCCACGUUUGGGGCCUGAAGAAAACAGCAUUGCAGAGAUCGGAAAGUCUUUUCUUCAAAAUACAAUGGGAGUUGCGGAUAAGACCGAGGGUACCGAGGGUAAUGAAGUUGAAGAGAACCUCAAGAGCCAAAUGGUUCUCUUUCUGAGCAGCCUAGGGUUCUGUCUUAAUAAUUUGAAAAGAGAAGCCACAGAAAUGGAGAAAGAAAUAGCGGAACUACUGAAAUGGAGAACCCAGCAAGGCAUGUAAAUUUGCAUUAACUGUUAU